AUCAAUGGCGCAAUUUCAUCGAAAGCAUCACUCAUAGAGCUGUGUCCACCUCCAUCUGUUGCAGGGAUAGAGCGCUCAUUCAAACCCUAGCUCUCAGCGUGGGCACCAUAGAUUGCAAAAUGGUACAAUGAGUGUCGAUUCUGUUUCAACCGUCUUCCGGCAACGACUCUUUCUCCGAGAUGAUAGCAAAGAUCUCACAGGCGACAAAGAAAAAAUCAGGCAGAAAGGCAAAAUUUAUAUGAACCGAAAAUGGGUUGAUGGGAGUGUUUAGAUUCCUAUAGUAUAUCUUCGAAGAAAGCCCAUAGCGAUGAGAACCCGUUUUCACAGUCGUGGACACACCGAUCGGUUUUCUGAGGGUCGCUGGCCUUGUUUUAAGUUUUUUCACUUCCCAGAAUCUGCGUUUUGAGAUACUGUUCCGUGUCCAGGUACAUUGAGCUUCCAUCACCCCGAGUCUUCAAACCCAGCGUCUUCGAAUUCCAGCAUAAGGGGCGUGUGUGAGAGGAUUGGGAAGUGGGUUUGGUUUGAUUGGUGAAGUGGGGUAGAGAUGGGGUUGGAUAAGGAUGGCAUCAGCAAUAUUGCAAAGGAGAGGAUCGCCUCUUCGUUAGUGGAGGACACCAAGGACUUGGCUGCGGAGUUGUGCAAGCAUUUCUACAACCAGGGGUGGGUGUCGGGCACAGGAGGAAGCAUUACAUUGAAGGUGCUUGAGUCCGAUGUCGAUGUGCAGGAGCGACUUAUUGUCAUGGCGCCCUCUGGUGUGCAGAAGGAAAGGAUGUUGCCCGUAGACAUGUAUGUGCUUAGUUCAGAUGGCACUGUACUGUCAGCACCUCCUGCUAAGGGUGCACCACACAAACCUCCCAAGUGUUCAGAGUGCUGCCCUCUCUUCCUCAAGGCUUACAAAAUGCGAAAUGCUGGGGCAGUUAUUCAUAGUCAUGGUUUAGAGUCUUGCCUUGCCACUAUGAUCAAUCCCACGGCCAAAGAGUUUCGGAUUACACACAUGGAAAUGAUCAAGGGCAUUGCUGGGCACGGAUACUAUGACGAACUUGUUGUUCCUAUUAUUGAGAACUCAGCCCGUGAAUAUGAGCUCACCGAUGCUCUAGCAGCGGCUAUGGAAGCGUAUCCUAAGGCAACUGCUGUCCUCGUGAGGAACCACGGCAUAUAUAUCUGGGGUGAUUCUUGGAUCAGCGCGAAAACCCAGGCCGAGUGCUACCACUAUCUUUUCAAUGCCGCUUUGAAGCUUCACCAACUGGGUCUUGAUCCAGCAGAUGCUAAACAUGGCCCUCUUACAAGACCACAGACUCUUCCUGAUUUUGCAAACAAGAGAGCUACUUCAAAGAACGUGUUUGUUCUGGAUAUCGAGGGCACUACAACACCUAUCUCGUUCGUGACCGAAGUGUUAUUUCCGUAUGCUAGAGAAAAUGUUUCAAGUUUCUUUAAAUCCACUUACAACAGUCCUGAAACUCUUAACGACAUUCGAUUGCUUCGUGACCAGGUGCACGAGGAUUUAAGAAACAAUGUGCCUGGAGCCACAGAAAUACCCGUUGAGAGUGCAGGCAUAGAUGCUGUUGUUGCAGCCAUUGAGAAGAACGUGCAGGCAAUGAUUAAAGCUGACCGAAAAGUAACUGCUCUGAAGGAACUACAGGGCCACAUUUGGAGAAUUGGGUAUGAAAAUGGCGAGUUGAAAGGUUCGGUCUUUGAGGAUGUCCCUGAGGCACUAGCAAAGUGGGAUGCAAGGGGUAUCAAAACAUACAUAUACUCUAGUGGCAGCCGAGAAGCUCAAAAGCUCAUUUUUGGAAACACUAACUUUGGUGACCUUCGGGUAUACUUGUCUGGAUUCUUUGACACGACUAUUGGACACAAGAGAGAGGCAAGAAGCUACAAAGAAAUUUUCCUUACACUUGGAGUUGAUCACCCUAGUUGUAUAACAUUUGCUACCGAUGUGCUUGCUGAAGCCGUUGCUGCCAAGGAAGCAGGUCUGCAAGCGGUACUCUUGCUGCGUCCUGGAAAUGCGCCAUUGCCUUCAGAUCAUGGCUUCCGGACAGCCAAGUCUCUCCUUGAACUGUGAGAUAAGAUGCUUACUUGCAGUGGCGAUCAUGCAACAGCUUGAAAUGUAGCGGUUUGUUUACAGUUUCAAGCUGUAACUGAGUGUCAAGGUUGCAGUAUUGUAGAUGAAGUGCUUCCGUUAUCAAUUGUAUUUCACUUGAAAGAUGUACUUGAGAUUUUGGAAUCUCUUUUAGGAAUCCCCAGUGACAAGUUUGUUAUUGUUUACAUGAAAAUCCACAAUACACUACAAAGAGGUGCAUCGAAUUAAGAUUGA
Physcomitrium patens is the source of this 2314-nucleotide messenger RNA. Its product is annotated as putative bifunctional methylthioribulose-1-phosphate dehydratase/enolase-phosphatase E1. The record is from RefSeq and is a predicted model, not a curated record. Gene Ontology annotation, molecular function: magnesium ion binding; acireductone synthase activity. NCBI's taxonomy places the organism in Eukaryota, Viridiplantae, Streptophyta, Bryopsida, Funariales, Funariaceae. Gene Ontology annotation, cellular component: cytoplasm.